AAUCCCCCCUGGGUCAAAUAUAGCCGUGCAGACGUGUCAUUGAGUGGCUGGUCCACGUCUGCCUUUUUCGCGUACAUAAAUACGUGUGCUCCCCCUCAUAUGUGCUUUAAAUUUGCAUCGUGAGGAUCUCUAGGUCGCCAUCACCUGCCAGCCAUCAAUCAACGCUGAAAUAUCGGUCAAUUUUGCCUGACGCCACACUUUUCUUAUGAUUGGUGGAAAACAACCGAAGGCUCGGCUCAUCUGAAAUCCGAUUGGUUAAAAGGUAUCUAUGUGCUAAUUGGUGGAAGGACAACCUGAGUGCUCGCUAACGGAAUAAAAGGUGAAACAAGUGUCCUCUGCGCUGUGCAAGAGGUGCCUAAAGGUGGCAAUGUCGGACCACAGUAGCAGCACUGGAAGCAGCGGCUCGUCUACCAACAGCUGGACGCUCCUCACCCCUGAGGAAGCAGCCGCGGAAAAUCCAGGACAGCUGGAUGAUGGCACAGAGAGCCUGGGCGACGCCCCCAGCCUGUCGGAAGAACUGGUAGCAGCUGCUGUUGCAGAGAUCAAGCCCAGUGACAUUCCACUGCAGUGUGUCUUAUCAGAAGAAGGCCACCAGAUAUGUCAAGAAACCACCCCAGAGUCCGGUGACGGUCCAACCCUUUGCUGCCCUCUCCAGCCUGAUGAGCCCGAAGCCACGGAGCCGGAGAGUCAGCCUCCGGUCAUUCACGAUAUCGUGCUUAGCUCGCCCAGCGACAACGAGGACCCGAGCGCGGCCUUCGUAUCUAGCAUCGAUUUUGGAGCGCCGCAGGAUGUGACGGAACCCGAUGAGAGCACGGAAGAAGCCGUCACAGAACCCGUCACGGAUAAAACGGAGCCAGUCGUCGACGCGCCCCUCCCCGUUGAGAUAGUCACAGCCUCGGAACUUUCUUUGCGUGAAGAAGCUGAUGUUACGGAAGCACCAGCAGGCCCUGUUCCAGCUGAUCUCGUACCAGAGACCAUUGGCCUGACAGAGAAAGAGAUGUCUCCUGUGGUGGAGGAGGAAAAGAAAGAGGAGGAUGAAGAAGAGGAGGAGGAGAAAGAGGAGCUCUCUGUGUUAGAGAAGCAACAGGAGCAGGAAGAAGAAACCCCAGCUAGCUGCCACGAUGAGGGACUUCGCAGAAGAACCGCCCCGUCCGGCUCAAAAACAUCGGAUGAGGAAGACGAGGAUGAAGAGGAGGCUGAAAUGGAAUUCAAACUGCCAGAAAAAAAGGAGUACAAAAUGGCGUGGUCGGCAAAGAAGUGCAUCAUCGGUGUCGCCGUGUUGCUCAUCCUGGGCGCCCUGUUCCUAACCGGUGACUUGGAUCCCACUGAAGUACCUGUUGAAGAAAGCCAGCCUGACACUCUACCAAGCAAAACCGACACCGUCCUCAGUGCCAGACUAUCCACAGCUGAUAGGAAGCUUCAACCCAUGGAAGUCCAUGAAAGGAAAGUUUUGGAGCACCUGGAGAAGAACCGGCAGGAGAUCACAGCGGGAGUGAAGCGCUCAAAAAUAGAGCAGAGCGAACACAAGAAGAGAAAGGAGGACAGGAAGCACCGAGACGAGUGGGAGACCAAGAAGCUGGAACGUCUCCAGGACCGCAAGGAGAGGAGGAAAUCCAAGCCGUGGAAAAGCCACCAGAAGCAGCGCGCCAAUGACAUGGCCGACUUUUGGCGGGUGCAGGAGCAGAAGCUGCGGCGCCCCAUGCGCCCCCGCCACCCUUGCACCACAGUGGAAGUCUGCGCCGCACAAGAGGGCCUCUUCCCCGUGGAGCGGUCAGAGUUUGAGGAGCUCCUGGAGGGCUAUCUCAGCAAGCUGGAGGGCUCUCCAAGGGAGAGCAAGGACUACCUCCGCUGGCUGGUCGCCGAUUUGUUCAGCGGCAACGUGUUCCCGCACAACCGCCGGGCGUUCGGCGAUUUCGUGGAAGACGUGGCGGAUAUCCUGGAAGACAUGGCGGACGCCGCGGAGGGCGGCGACGAGGCCCUGGAGGAGGCCAUGGAGGAGUUUGAGAGGGAAGCCCUUUGGAAGUUUGCUCUUACAGAGAAACAGUGAGCGGGUCAACGUCUUGUUGCCCUCAGAACUUGACAAUAUCCCCGGUCCCUUGACUCAGUACAGUAACCCCUCGCGAAUAGGGACCAAGCCCUGGCGCAGAUAGCGAAAAAAACGCUAAUUGAUUAAAAAAUUACUAAUUUAGAACCAUCACUUAAACGUUUUAACCUUUGAAAUUUCAGUUUGCAUUCUUUGAAGCAUGCUUCUAUUGUUUCCAAAGAGGUCAAUAUUGUCAUUUAUUUGAGCCAAUGGAAUGCAGUACUGUUUAAGCUAUUUUCCCAUACAGUAAAGAUGCUAACCUCUACCACUAACAGGCUAAACUGAGCCUUGACUAAUUUUAACAUCGCAUACACUGGGGGUUACUGUAAUCCCGAGUCUUGUUUCUCUCGUUCUCCAACCUGGAAUUUUCCCAAAGAAUCCCUCAAAAUGGACAGGUUUCAGUUGCAGUAUUUUUGCUUUAUAUGGAGAUAGCCCCUUUGACUCAUUAGCUAGCUCAGAAUUUAACCAGUCACUUGGUCACUUAACAAUGUUAUGUAGCACCUACUGAGGCGCAAAGAGUUAACAUUCACACAGUGUUAGUGUUCCCAAAAGACUGGACAAUAUGGCCUCUAAACAAAAUUGUGUCGCUAACGAAAUAGCAGCACCUGCCAAAGCACAACCGGUCAAAUUGCCAUGUCUUUUAUGACACAAGUUCCAUGCUUAGUGCUCAAAUUAACGCAAGAAGCAGUGAAUUGAGUCAUUAAUGACUGAAUCUUUGUUGUAUUUUGCUUGAUAGUCCGCAGUGUUCAUGCAAGGAUGUUUACUAUUGUCAUAUUUAUUUUGCGUUGUACCGCAUAUUUGGAAGGUAAACUUGCUGAUGUGCCUUUAUAUUGUUAAGAAAAAAUGAAAGCAAGCUUUCAUUUGGUCAUGCUGGAUUCAAAGGAAUGUCAUGUUGGGAAAUGAAUGUGAAUCUUGCAUUGUGCUAAAACACUAUUUUCAGGAAGGAUAUUUUUGACAGUUAAUUUGUUUUGGAACGUCUUUGCUGUGUUUUCUGGUAGUUUAGUGCACGUCUUCAGAUUUGCCUCAUGGCCUCCCCUUAUUCUGUCCAGUGUUCAAUAAAUAAAUGACUUGAGGAA
Corythoichthys intestinalis (scribbled pipefish) is the source of this 3159-nucleotide messenger RNA. RefSeq names its product pre-B-cell leukemia homeobox interacting protein 1a (gene pbxip1a). Gene Ontology annotation, cellular component: membrane. NCBI's taxonomy places the organism in Eukaryota, Metazoa, Chordata, Actinopteri, Syngnathiformes, Syngnathidae. Bases 368 to 2047 code for a protein of 559 amino acids. The transcript has 9 exons. The record is from RefSeq and is a predicted model, not a curated record.